This is a messenger RNA of Lytechinus pictus (painted urchin), 12886 nucleotides long. Its product is annotated as ubiquitin carboxyl-terminal hydrolase 24-like. The record is from RefSeq and is a predicted model, not a curated record. Gene Ontology annotation, biological process: protein deubiquitination. The transcript has 52 exons. Gene Ontology annotation, cellular component: nucleus; cytosol. The coding region runs from base 130 to 7989 and encodes 2619 amino acids. Gene Ontology annotation, molecular function: cysteine-type deubiquitinase activity; protein binding. Lineage: Eukaryota; Metazoa; Echinodermata; Echinoidea; Temnopleuroida; Toxopneustidae.
AUUCAAGAUGGCGACUUACAUCUAUUGAUUUUGACAUGGAGCACCGAUGAAUGUUAAAACUGUUUUUCGUCAUAUAGGCUAGCGACAUUUCAUUUUCCGUUGAUGGUAUUGUAGUUUAAAAGUGUUACAAUGGAGCCCAGCGAAGAAAAUGUGCAAAUGCUCAUAAAUAUGGGAUUUGGAGACCUUACAGAUAUCAAGAAAGCGCUCCGCCUUGCACAGAACGACGUGAACGAAGCAGUGGCAAUUCUCACACAGGAACAACCGGGUUUGAGUUACGACACGGUGGAGGAGGAAACGAAGGAAGCGCCGCCACCGGGAACUCUCCGGCGGACAUACGGCCCGCAACACCGUCUUGCACCGGACCCGCCCCCUCCUUCAUAUGACGAAGCUGUAGAACCAGUGGAGGAUGAAGAUCCAAGUUCCAGCAGUGGGGAAGCAAGAGAGGAAGAAAGCAUGGAAGUCAACAAGGAGUUCUCUACAGGAAACCUCUAUGAACUAGAGGGAAGAGUCUUCACUGACCAGUGGUCUAUACCCUACAAGAAAGAGGAAUCGCUGGGCAAAUGUUUGAUUGCUGCCACCAGAUUUGCUAGUGAAGGUCGUAUGGAGAGCGAUGAGAACUGCAUGCGCUUUGUGAACCGGUGCAUGCCCGAAGCAUUCCGUAAGCUGUUGACAUCCAAGGCGGUCCACCGAUGGGGUGCUGAGAUCCAUGAGGGCAUAUAUAACAUGCUUCAGCUCCUUAUCGAGCUGGUGGCUGUCAGGCUGAAGCAUAAACCUGUCCCGCUGGAGCUUCUCGAAGUGCUUGCAAUGGCUUUCAAUCCAGAGACAGAGUUCCAUUAUAAGAACAGGGCCAAGAAAUGGGAUCAUAUAUUCUGGGAAGAGAAGUUUGGUGUGAACCACACGUUUGCUGUUAGUCCUCCCUUUGAGACGUACAAGGACCCAUGUGGAUGGCUUGUUAAUCUUAUCAAUGCUUUUGCCCACCAUGGAGGAAUGGAUCAAAUCCGGGAUAGAGUUUUGGAAUCUAUCGAUGAUGUCGACCCAACGACUUUAUCUGUAUUGAUGCAGCCGCUGGGAUACUGUGGAGAGUACCUGAACCCUCUGAAGUUUGGCCCGUUCAUGGCCCUGGUAGAGAAACAGGUCCUCAAGUACGUCCAAGACCUCAAGGAACAUGAACUCAAGAGAAAGAAAACUGGUAGCAUCUCUGAGCUGUUGACGACGAUGAAGUCUCUUUGCCUUUACUUCUGGGUAGAUGAUGCGAAGAAGGUAGAUGAUCUGAGGAUGAGUGUGGCUCUACGGAUGCUCAACUCUCCUCACUUCAAUGCAAAGAUGAAUAGUCUCAAAGAGAUUACCAAGAUGAUCGAGGACACAAGCAUAUCCAGCAGAAAUCGGAAUGCUAUUGAAGAAGAGGUCAUCCUAGACUGGCUUGUAGAUAAUAAAGUACUAUCAAUAGCUCUUGAAGGUAAUAUAGACCAGUCCCAGUAUGCUGAUAAGCUGAAAGGCAUUGUUGAGUUUCUUGGACCAAAGCUCUCCAUCGAAGAUCUCACUAAGAUAUGGAAGAUGCAGAAUGACCAACCACUGACCGUAGUGGACAAUAUCCAUUCCAUCAUGGCUGCUGCAGCAGUUAAGUUCAGUAGCGAGCAGCUUGAACAUCUCUUCCAUCUCAUUCAAAAGGCCUGGAAGUAUGAAAACGAGCGUGUCCAGGAGAAGCUUCUGAGUCUGAUCGGGAGGAUAGGUCGAGAUGCCAGGAGUCCUAAGACCACCUGUAAGGUCCUGGAACUACUCUGGGACCUGGCCCACUUACCGGCCAUCCCCAAGAACCACAUGGAGCAUGCCCUAGAGGAACAUCUCUUCAUCCUCAGUGACUCCCUAGCCGUUGGAAUGCAGAUCAAGAAUAAAUAUGUUGCCAAAUGUGUUGACGACAUCAAGAGGUCACAAUUUGUCGUCCCAGCCAUGAGGCAAAUUCACCAGAUAGCUAAAGGCAUUACCAAACAGAGUUACAGCAAAAGUGAUAAGAGUUUACCCCAGGAGCUGAACAAGACCUAUGACAUCAUCAAACUGACAACGCAGAGUCUAAUGAAGUGUCACAAGAUGGCCAUCAAUGCUGCGGGUCAGGACGGCCUAUCGGGAAAUACGGUAGUGGAUGGAAAAUACACACAUUGUGAGCAUGUGGAGAUCCAUCUGAAGUUCCUUGCGUUCAUUCUCCAAGAGGGCGCCCUCUAUCUUCACUGGCAUCGUGCAAGGGAGAUCUGGGAUACGUUAGUAGCCAACCCAGAGGCUUGUGAGGCAGAUCGUGAGACGUGUUAUGAGUGGUUCCGUCAUGGUUUAGCAGAUCUGGAGACCGAGACUCAGAUGCAGCUUUUCAAAGACAAGCUCCUAAGAUUAGAAUCCACCCACCUAUCACCCAUCGGUUUUGAUUGCGUACGAGCGUUCUUUGAAUCUAUCAACACAAAUAAUCAUAGUCUACGCAAGGGAGCUACCGGAUUGAUUGUUGAGAAACUGGAUCUGUUUGGUCUUGAUUUCAUGUGGAAGAUGGUUCUAGAGUCUACCAAUGAAUCUAUCGCUGAGAUGGCUAUUAGGCAGAUCAUGAGCAUGUCUUAUACCAAUCUCUCCCAAAGACUUAAAAAGGAUGUACUGGACCUACACAAGCAUUUCAUCUCAGAAUGUUAUAAGCGUCUGGAGCUAGCUUACAUGGCAGUCAAAGGCACGGCCAUGGCGGAGGCUGUUGCCAUGGCAACUAAGACAUUGACAGCAGCGACGGUCCCCGAGGCAGCCAUUGUACCCUGCCCUUCAAGGGCGGGCAAGCUGCUGGAAAUAGAGAGGCUUCUGCAGUUAGCGGAGACCUACGUAGUCACUGUCGAGGAUCAAUUCACAUCACCACGCACAAUACUUCCACACGGAGCGUCUUUCCAGGGUCAUACUAUAACGAUGCAUGCGACCUGUACCGACUCACAUCGGAGUGAGUUCGUUAUAGUGGGUCACAGUAAUGAAACAUUACAGAGUGUAAGACACAAGAUAGCACAGCGCCUCAAGACAACACUAGAUAAUGUUCAGAUCAUGGCCAAUGAUCGUCUAAUGCUGACCACCAAAGAUCAGAAGUUAUUAUCAGAGCUGGAGUUUGAUGAGGAGCAAGAUCUCAACAUCAAGCUUCAUGGACCGGUCAGUUCAACAGUCAGCAGUAGUGCCCGCAUUGAUGAGAACAUGUCAAGCUUUGGCCAGCAAUCUGAACUGGAACGUUCAUUACCUGGUGUUGUCAUGGCAACAGGGGGUCAAGUUUUUGACAUGCUUUACCAGCUUGCUGACUUGGAUGAACCAAGGAUAACAGAACGAGUUCGCAAACUUCUUAUGAUGAUUCCCACUGAUCCGUCAAUUCCAGAAUCACUAGAUUCUAUAUGUAGGCAGACCGCUGAUAGCGUUACUAGUCUAGGAGGAGAAACAUCAGGUUCUGAAAGCAAUAAGGAUUCUUCUAGGGCUACUCUGGAAGGCCUCUUCAGGGCUAAUAGUACACAUGGCAUGUCAGCAUUCAGAGUUCUCUAUAAUCUGGAGGUUCUGAGCAGCAAGCUGAUGCCUUCGAUGCAGGAAGACAUUGGUACCCAGACCAGUGCCCAGAACUUCAGAGAGAGCUUCCUCAAUGCGGGAGGUCUAAGUCUAGUCAUCAAUGCCUUGCAGAAAGAUUCCAUUCCACAGGACGUUGAUGAUGAUACCCGGAGAGGGUGUUAUUCUAUAUGUCUCCAGCUGGCAAGGUUUCUACUAUGUGGGCAAACCACCACCGAUCUGAAGGAGAGCGAUCUCUCCCUCAAUGACAGCAGUGUCUUUGAGACCUCUGGAGUGGAUUCCUCUACUGUCUUCUCAUCCAGCUACGGUAGCUCACCCCGUAAGAUGAGUCUGGUGGAGAGGAUGUCCAGUGUGGAGGCCAGUGGCGACCUUGCCAACAGGGAGGGGACCUCAGUUGCAAUAACAGUCAUUCAGACCAUGAAUGCCAAUGACUUCACAUCAAUGAUAGCAUGCCUUAUGAGGGUAACCUGGGCGGCUGCUGCUGGUCAUCUAAGGUUAGCCAGUGGUAGUCAACCAAUCAAGGAGGUAGCUGGUGGAGGCUUUGCUAUGGGAAUCGGUAGGAGAAGUAGACACAGCAGUGCAGGGAGUACAAAUAGUUCAUCGAGUCAUGAUAGCGAGUCGCAGGCAUUACACGCGGGGAUCUGUCUCAAUACUGUUGCAGUCAGCGCGAAGGACGCUGACAUAGCAAGGGAAGCUCUAGAACUCCUUGUAGCAUGUCUGCAGCUUAGGACACAUAACUUAGGUGCCUUCUACAAUCUACCUGGAGUGAAUGACUUCAUCAUCGACAUCCUCCUUUCCUCCCCACACCCUGAGGUUAGGGGCGCGGCCCUAGAACAGUUCUACACCCUCACCUCCACCAGUAUCAGCAACGAGAGCGUGCGGAUCCUGCACCCCAGGGACUUCAUGCUUCAGGUCUUGCUCCAGGCUAGGGUGCCUCUCUGGACCUCCAGUUCACUGGUUAGAGGAGCUAAUCAAAGAAUCUUGAACCAGUCUGCACAGUACUUUGAAUUGAGAUGCCGUCUUCUAGAGGGGUUAAGAAUGAAUGAACAGAAAUUCUUGAAGGUCAACAUUGUAUCCAUGUUGGGUGACGAGAUCGACUGGUUACAUAACUUUGAGCCAGGAGACUCCGAAGACAUGAAUCUAUCCAGUACAGACAACACCAUUGUAGCGGGUCACCUACAUCUGAUCAGGACGCUACUUACGUGUGAAGGGGUCGACAAGAGGAAAAUAGGUGAAAGACUACUAAACAGCUUGUUGAAUGAGUAUCUCUUCCCUGCAUCACGUCUCGUCAUGCAUCAAGGGGAUAACAGUGAGAAGGGAGACUCAAGACGGGAUUACAAUUCAAAUAUCCCCCACUCAGACUUGAGUGACGGUUUGAGGCAUGCAUACUUACACAAGAUAUCUGGUAAGGAAUCGCGUGUAGCAGCCUUUGAGUUACUGGUUGUGCUAUGCGAGGGUUGUCCGUACAAUCUACAGAGGAUCGCAACACAGCUUAUCAAUAUGCAUCAUCAGUUGGACCCUUCCAUUGCCAAAGAGUGGGAGUUCUUGCCACCCGUAGAAGGUAGGAUGACUAAGUAUGUUGGUCUGAAGAACGGAGGAGCUACCUGCUACAUGAACUCUGUUAUUCAACAACUAUACAUGACUCCAGGCAUCAGGGAGGGUAUCCUAGCUGGCCACACCCCUGAGAAGGAGAAGGGAGAGGACAGUAUCUUCUAUCAGAUGCAGAAUGUCUUUGGUCACCUCCUAGAGAGCAAGCUACAGUACUACGAGCCAGAGAGGUUUUGGAAGGUCUUCAAGUUCUGGGGGGAGCCGGUCAACAUCAGGGAGCAGCAAGAUGCCUUUGAUUUCUUCACCAUACUCACUGAUCAGCUGGAUGAGUACCUCAAGCAAUCUGGUCAGAAAGAAGUGAUGAAACAGAAGUUCCAGGGUCUGUAUCUCAACCAAAUGAUCUGUCAAGACUGCCCUCACAGGAAGGAGAGAGAAGAGGAAUUCUUUGCUCUGAAUCUGACGGUCAAAUCCAACAAUCUCAACGAUUCUUUAGAGCAGUUUGUCAGGGGUGAGAUGCUGGAAGGGGAGAAUGCCUAUCUAUGUGAAGAGUGCAAUGAAAAGAGGAAUACUAUAAAGAGGACAUGCAUAAAGACACUGCCACCUGUAUUGGUAAUACAGCUCAAGAGGUUUGGAUAUGACUGGGAGGCCGGGAGAGCUCUCAAGUGUGAUGACUACUUCAAGUUUCCAUGGGUGUUGGACAUGGAGCCGUUCACAUCCAAGGGUAUGGCACGUAGAGAGCAGCAGCAGCAAGCUGAUGAUCCACCCAGUCCUAUGAACUAUCAGAGGAAUGUCUCCUCCCAGAGUUCUACUGAUGAUCUCUACCAAUUGGUGGGUGUGGUCGUUCACAGCGGGCAAGCCAAUGCCGGCCAUUACUACUCCUUUAUAAAGGAUAGGGCAGGUACAUCCAUCACUAACAUCAGCAAGGGAAAGUGGUUCCGCUUCAACGACACGCAGGUUGAAGAGUUCAUCAUGUCAGAUGCUGCCCUCGAGGCUGAGUGCUUCGGAGGCUCCUUUAGGUCCAAGUCCAAUGAGACAACAGGUUCAUAUGGACCAGAGAAUCGAUUGAGGACGUGGAGUGGGUACAUGCUGUUCUAUGAGAAGAUGGAAGGUAUGAGAAGUCCAGACCCAAUGGCUAGAAUAGGACGCAAGGGAUAUCAUCAUGGUGAUAUUCAUGGGAGUAUGGAUGGCCUCAGUUCACCUGAACUCUCCCCAACGGGCGACAGGAUGAGUGAGCUCUCUGCUCUGGUCCACAAGGGCGAGAAGAGAGGAUUCUUCAUGGAUAAAAUGCCCGCAGCCAUCCAGAGACUGAUAGAGGAUGAGAACCUACAGUUCUUGAGGAACAGGGCGGUCUAUAACCAAGAGUACUUCAGCUUUGUCCGAAAACUGGCAUCCUGCAGUCUGCAUAUGACAUACCAUCCAGCCUACAGCAUGAUGGCCCUACAGAGCAUCAAACUUGCCAUGCACUUUGUUCUCAAUACUCUCUUCAGAACGAAGAAGAAGCUACGGUAUGAUCUUGAGGAUUGGAGAGACCUGAUUGAUAGCAUCGUCAGGGACAGUCCUGAAGCAUGUGAGUGGGCUCUGGAGCUCUUGGCGUCAUCGCAAGGCAGAGACUACCUCAGGGCAUUCCUCCUAGAGUGUCCAAACCAAGAGGUCCGUAUGGCAAUGGCUAAGAUGGUCAAGAGCGUGAUGCAGUGUUUUGUCCAGCGGAGCCAUGACACCCACCAAGUCCACCUCGACACCAUCCUGGAGCAUCUACUGUCCCUCCUGGACAAGGAGGUCCUGGAGCACUGCAGGAGCUGUGUUGAGUACUUUUGGCUGCUCAGCAUGUACCUCGAGCUUGGAUCUGACACGUGUGAACAUUUAUUCAGAAGGAAAGCUUUCCAUAGACUCAUCACAUUCCUGAUAGGACCUCCCUCGGAGCUCAACGACAUGGACAUUCAGACCAGACGAUGGACAUCACUCCAAACCAGAGAAUUUGGAUUCCUUCAUACCAUGCUUGCUGCUAUGGUCCUACACACAGAUGUAUCUCCACAUUGGUCUGUUGACCUUGGUACCAAGCCAAAGAGAAGACCAAUCUUGAUCUUGGAGAACCUGAACAGAUUCUUACCCAUCCCAGAAGAUAUGAGACAUAUAUUAUUUGGUCCACCUUGCCUUAAAUAUAUUAAGGAGUCUGUGUUAGCUUUCCGUGAAGUCCAUUCCUCAACCACACCAAUCCUUGAUAUGUUACUACACUGUAGCUUCUGCAACCAAGGAUUCACAUUGAAUGUCAUGAUGAUCAUACAUAGUCAAGUAUCAUCUGCACCGUCUAAUGAACUGAAGGCUAUCUUUGUACUGUUGCUAGAGCUGUUACUACUUGAUGAUCCUCUACAGUUAGGAAGAUUAAAACUGGCCAUGGAAGGCAAUGACAACAAUGGCUUAUUCAGUAUCAUCAGGAACUGUACAGGCAACGACAGUCGUCGGUCCUACCAGUGCAUCAAGUUCUUGGUUCAUUUAUCCAACAAGUCACCACUUGCCAAAGAAUACCUGACGUCGGUCUCCCAGAAGUGGCAUUGGGCCGUCAACUGGCUCAAGAAGAAGAUGACAGAGCACUACUGGAACCCACAGAGUUCCAUCUCCAACGAGUCAUCAACCAGCAAGGGUUUCCAACGCACCAUGAGUGCUCAGGACACCCUGGCAGAGGCUACCGCCCUCCUGACGGAACUCACCACCCAAGACGAAGAUGAGGACGACGAUGCUAUCACCAAGGAAGAGGGUGAGGGAGACGAGACUACAGAGGGCACCGUCACGCCAAGGAUGGAGGUCAACGGGUCGUCGGAAGGGUCUGAGGUUAACGGAAACAGCGGGGAGAAGUCGACGGAAAAGAUAAGUGGAAUAGAUGAUGUGGAUGGGUAACUUGAUGACAAGACCUGAAAAAGGUUGCUGGUAACAGAUUUGCUUUGGGAACCUUGCUGAUCCUGCGUUAAAUCCUUUGGAUUCAAAUUAGUGAGGACUCUCCGGAUUGAGACAUUGACCCAAGUAUCAGAUAAAAAGGAAUUAUGCCAUAGGAAAUUGAUUGGGAUCAAGAAUAUGGACAUUACCUACUUCUACAACUAUGAUCUGAUUCAAGGAGUGUCCUAGCAAGGGGGCCAUCUGGGACCGGAAAGCAGGUUCUGAGAGGUUAAUCUUGAUGUUGCACACCAUACACAGGUUGAUUCCUUGGAAGGAACAUUGCAGAAUAAGGACAGUGUCUUGGUAUCCAACAGCAGUCACUUGGUUUGAUUUGAAUUAUGGGUUCAAUGAGGGAUAUCGCAACGGGCUGUCCUGGAGGGAAAGGAGGUUCUGGAUGAUUAACCCAGGUGACAUGCUCCACAUAUUGAAUGAGUCCUCGGAAGGAACAUUGAAGAGGAAGAAACCUUGCCUUUGAUCCUUGAAGCAGUCUUUGUUUCACACCUGCUGGUCAAAAGCCCCAGAACUCAGCACAAUUGAAUGAAUCAAGAAUUGUUUGAACUAUUCUGAAGGGAUUGUUAUGCUCCAUGUUGUGGUACCAGAAUGGAAGUUGGAUUACUCAAAGCAAUUGAUAUGAUUUGCGACAUGGCGACCUUGAGCGAAUUCAGCGGGAUGAGGCCUUAACAGAUCUUAUACGGAGCUUGGUGAUCAUUGCUGUUUGAGCUAUUGUUGAUGGUUCUGAACCAAGGCUCUAUCUUGAACGCAGGAUGCCAUCUUGUAUCUACUCCUUCAGAAGCAUGACUUGGGCUAAGAUGAUGAAUCAAUCUAAUCUGACCCAAGUUCUUGCAGGUCUUUCUUCAACCUCAUUAUGAGAGAAAGGAUGAUAACCCUAUGAUGACUAUGUUUUCAUUGCCAUGGUAUUGGUAACCAUAGAGUUUCUACUUGAACUUCACAGAUGAUUUUGGAGUUGCCAUGGUUUAGAGAUGAAUACCCAACCAUAAUUUAUUGAACAUACAAAGUGUGUUAUUAAGAUUAUAUUUAUCAAGGACAGAUUUUUUUGAAUGAUGUAUGAGUGUUAUCAAAUCAAUUUCUUCAGAAAUCCAUGUACUUAAUCUUCAUGUUGCUAAGACCUAGCUCGGACUACAUAUGUACAAAUAUUAUUAGCAACCAAAGCAAUAUGUUUCAUGUGAAUGAUUAAGCACAACAGUUGAGCCUUUCUGGUAUACAGUUUUGGUACAUUUUGCAUUCUGGAUGCAAUAUUUAUUAGACUGGUUUGAAGUGACCUUCAUUGAUCGCUAUUAACCUAUCCAUGACCUCCACUGACCUUUCCAUGACCUUUCAGCAAGUUCAGGGUAGUUUGAUGUAGUCAAUGUUAAUUCUGAUUUAUCAUAUAUCUCUUUUGGAAAUAUUUAAUCUCCAAUUUUGAAUGUAUGUUAUCUGCCCCUCUGUGGAAUUUGUAUCCACCAUUGUUACUAAUAACAGGUGGCUGUUUCAUGGAGCUGUUUGUAACUUACGAGCACCAUUACCGUCGAUUGGAGACCCUUUCUGAGGAACUAAAUCAGCAAUGAUAUAAAUCUAUUGUGUAUCUACUGUAAGAAAGGAUCACCAGUCGUUGGUAAAGUCGCUCAUAACUUACGAACAGCUUUAUGAAAUACCCACCAGGAAUGGUAUUACCAUAAGAGGUAAAUUCAAUUGAAUGGUAACUUUCUAUCAAAUUCAUGAUAAAUUUUGUAAUGAUAUAAUUGGUAGAAUAUUUGUGACUCAGCUGCCAUUUCAUAUUCAUGACUUCAGGGACGUCACAGGCUCGUCUUCAUAUAGCACCAAAUGUAUUUUUGUCUUUUUAAUGAAAUUACAUUACACAUAUUGAUAUGAAGUUUCUUGAACACAAGUUUCUCUAUGUUAUGAAUAUGGGAGUAUAAGUUUGGUCAUGGAAACAUAACAAAAUUGUAAGGAUGAUCUUAUAUUAGGCCGUGGUUGAUAUCUUUCAUUACCAAACUGGUUUUGAAGUGCAUUUGUAUUCAUCGGUGUACAUACCAACAAGUGCCAAUUUGAGAGAGAAAAAAAAUGAUGCAACUUUGACAGUUUCAACUUUUUCAUGUUUUGACAUCUGCCAUGUUUUUGCUUGAUGUAUAGAGAAGUUUCUACUGUAAUUAGUGCCUCAAUCGACAUCUGUCCAAAUUAUAUAUUUCAAUUCAAUUCAAUUCAAUUUAAUUGCAUAACAGGUCACAACUAGAAAUGUACACUUGCAUGUGAAAAUAAGCCAGCUCUUUGACAUGAAACUUUGCUGUAUACUUCAUUUGGAAUAAAGCUUACUUGUGCUUUUUGCCAGUGCCGAAAUGAUGGAUUUUUAAUUAGUGCUUUUAGUUGAACCUAAAUGUGGAAAUUAACAUUUUCUAGCAACUACUGUAUACUGAACUCUGAAGAAGACUAAAUGAAUUCCAGCUAAACUUCAACUAAUGCUAAUACUGAUAAAGUGAGUACCGGUAUAAUUCCUAUCUGUGAGACUGCACAGAAACUCUAAUGACCCAAGAUAUUCUAUACACUGAAAUAUUAAAUGAACAGUUGUAUAGUCUGGAUUCUUCAUGAUAGUAAAGAUUAAAGAGAUAUCCGAAGUGCAUCUGUUUUUUGUGUGAAUUUUGAAUACAUGUUCAGUAUUCAUGCUCUGUCAUGAAAAAUUGCAUUGUUGUACUCUUCUCUCUAAUCAUCUUUGUUAUUGAUCUAUUCCUAUUCCAAUUAUUAUCUUUCUAGAUUCUUCAUUUGAUUUUUAUCACACUAUCACUACUGCUAAUCUCUUUUCCUCUCCUUACCCUCUUCUAUUUAUCUGCUUUAUUCUUCCAAUUUUAAUUUUCUUUUGAUUAUAAUCAGCUGAUUUUUAAGAGUAUUUAUUGUACUUCCAAAGAAGCAGGACUAUUUAAGGUCAACAGUUUUAUUUUUGUAUGUGAGAAUUCAGUCUAGAGUUUGAAUCGGAAGCAAGAGAACGAAGUCCGCAUUGUAGCAAUAUAUAUAUAUUUUAUUUCUUGGGGUGUACUGUCACAGCGAGUACUUGACUAUUUAAGUUUAUCGUACUUUUUAUAUUAUGCAAUUUUCAUUUUAUUUUUAUAUUAAAGCAUUGGUAUUAGAAUUGUUUUCAAAAAGCAUUGGAAGAAAGUGAGUUUAUUUAGAAGAAAUAGAUGAGACCCCCACCUUCCAAUUUUUUUUUUGGGGGGGUGUAGGGUAUGACACUUAAUAAUAUGAGGAAUGGCAGAGACUUGUUGUCACCUGCAGUACUGUGAAACUGGACCGAUACAACCACCUACAAUUGCUAUGUAAAAAACUCAUGAAAUCUUUGUGCGCUGGGCAAUGAACCCCUUGAUAUGUGCUGAAUUAUUUUUAGAGAGGGAUCAGGAGCUGUAAACAAAAUGGACUUGCUCAAUUCAACUCACUAUAACUUUUCACUUCAACAUUUUGAGGGGAAAUGUUUCACAGUGAAGUUGUAGAGAAUUUCACAAGCUUUCUGACUAUAUAACAUUUUUUUGGGGGAAAAUAAUGAUAACAAAUUUGGUAAAUAAUGCCUCAUUUCAUACACAAAUAUGGCAUUGUUAUGGUAAAGAUAAAUACAAUGGAUUGUUUGUUUGAGCGUGAAUUGUGAAGUUCGCUUGGCACCGAGUGUGCAUUGGUGCAAAGUAUGCAUGAAAAGAGUUAAUCAGAAGAUACAACCUAUAUAAAUGAUUAUUUAUUUCUGGCAUCAGGAGUAAAGAUUAUCUUAAUUAAUAUUUUUUAUGAUAUUUAAUAUAUUUUCCACAUUUUGGAACUUUUUUCAUUUUAUCAGUUUUGUUUAAAAAAAAUUAUUUAUGCAACAGAGAUAAGAUCUCUGAUAUUCAAGAUUGUCUGUUAUUUUAUGUUAUGAAUGAUGGGGAUCUAGGACCUGCCAAUAGCUCAUAUUCAUGUCACAGUUAUUUAUUGAACAAGAAAAUGGAGUGAGUUCAGAUUAAUAUGGUUUAAGAAUAGUGGUUUCAAAAUUAAUAUUUACAUGUUUUUACCACAUUUGAUAUGAUUUUAUAUUUACAAGUACAUUUAAAUUUAUAAUUUCAACAUUUCUUAAUCUUUUUAAAAUACCCAAUCAUUUGUAUUCUUUGUGCUGGAGAAUUCAAUAUGUGAGAGCAUAAUGUAAUAAUUAGUUGAUGGACAAUUAUGUUUACCAGUCUUACAUAGUCUUAAAGAUUCAUUUGUUUUUUUCAAUGUUUAUUUUGAGUUGCUUCCAUAGAGUUUUUUAAUAAAAUAUUGCAAAAUCAAAGUGAAAAAUACUUUACUUGAUCUUGUAUUCGAGUAAGAGGUAACCGAAUAAUUCACAUGCAAUACAAUGAGACAAUAACACUAUGCUAACCAUCGAAGCCUGGGGCUGUUAUGUUUGCAAGAUAUAUUGAAUUAAUUUCUCUGUUUUAAUGUGCAACAAUGAAUUGACUUUUUUGAUGUGUAUGCUGUUAAUGUACUUCACUGUUGUCUAUAUGCGAACAAUGAAAUAGAUGGAUGGAUGUUUUUUAAAGUAUGGAUUACGAUUGUCUAAACAAACGAGUACUGUGUAUGUAUCUAGAAUAUACUCAGGUAGCUCAAUAUGUAGCAUAAGAUGGAGAUAGAUAGAGCUGUUGUUUAUAUAUGAAGGAAAAAUAAGAUUUCUAUGAAAUACCGAAAAGCAUUUCACAUGCAUUUCCUCCUUUUUUUAUUUGCAGAAUUUUAUAGAGUGAAAUGAAUAAAAAAGAGGUUACUACUUUGGCAAUCAAAAGUGAUGGAUGUACAGUUUAUUUGGAUGAAAUGUAAAGAUUAAAUGAUGUUGUGCUGAUAAGAGUAUAACAAGAAUAAAUACUAUUUCACUUUGAAUAAAAUAAUU